Eremothecium sinecaudum is the source of this 336-nucleotide messenger RNA. RefSeq names its product Pet117p (gene PET117). The record is from RefSeq and is a predicted model, not a curated record. NCBI's taxonomy places the organism in Eukaryota, Fungi, Ascomycota, Saccharomycetes, Saccharomycetales, Saccharomycetaceae. Bases 1 to 336 code for a protein of 111 amino acids. The transcript has a single exon. Gene Ontology annotation, biological process: mitochondrial respiratory chain complex IV assembly. Gene Ontology annotation, cellular component: mitochondrion.
AUGAGCAGAACUAGCAAGAUAGUGUUGGCUGCGUCAUGUUUGGUUUCUGCAGCAACCAUUAUGGGUGUGCAUAUUGUUCAAGAAAUGGAGAGGGACGUACUCCGUCAAGGCCCUAUUAAAGAUGCGAAGAGAGUAGCAGAAAAGAAAUCCGCCAGAGAAAGAGCCGCUGCAGGCGAAGUUUCAGCAGCUGAAGCAGAAAAAGAGCGCAAGCGUCUUUUUAACGCAGCUGAACAUCAAAUGCAACUGGAACUAAGAAAGAAAUAUGACCAGCUUCAACCCCUGUCCGGUGAAAUCGUGACAAAAGAUGGAGAAGUGGUGGACCGUGUACAUAAAUGA